Messenger RNA from Entrophospora candida, 1290 nucleotides. Lineage: Eukaryota; Fungi; Glomeromycota; Glomeromycetes; Entrophosporales; Entrophosporaceae. The record is from the annotation of a GenBank genome assembly.
AUGCAACAGCAACAACUACACAAACUACACAAUAGUCAUAACAAUUUAAAUCCCAUAAUUUAUCCUUUAGAUUGUUUAAACGAAUUCCGUCGUUGGUUGUUGGCCGUUUCAAACUUUGGAACUGAACAGAUCUGGAAAUUUUCUAGAACUACCUAUUUGCCAAAUCUUCCAGCAGCACCAAAAGGCUUGCCUGAACAAUGUUAUGUUUUUUUGCAUUUGAUUGAAUUGGGCUGUCAAUUUUGUGGUAAAGGAAGGAUUGAUCAAAAUGGUGACAUGCCAAGCGAACAACCUGCUAAAAUUUAUUGGGAGUUUAAAGUUAGAUGUUGCAGAUCUUGUUUUUUCAAUAGAACAAUAAGUCGUGGUCAACUUAAAGAAGAGGGACGGUUGAAUCGUGAAGCUUUGGUAGGCUUACCAUUUUAUUCACAAGCUAGCCGUCCUAAACUUUACUGGAGAUCUCAAGAUAUAAAAAUAGUUAAAUUAUUGGAGUCGAAUUUGAUAACAGCACAAUGUCAACAAUCGAGCAAACCAGAACCAUUAAAAAAAUGGCAUCAAAAGGCUCGUUUGAAAUCUGUUAUAAGUCGAUUGUCUACAAGUGUGCCCAAUGAUGCUAACAGAAGCAUUGAACGGGUUGAAGCUGAACUACGUAGAUGCCCAACUUAUAAAAAAUAUACCCUAAAAAACCCAGAAGCGACUGUUGCAAUGAGAUUUUUUUCUGAUCAUCAUUGGGAUAGUUUUCAAAACGCUAUCAGAGAAGAGUAUAUUGAAAAAAGAAAUUAUGCAGCUAUUAGAGCAAGACAGUUUGAUUUAUUUGUCAAGGUUAAUUCUAUGGUUUCAAUGCAAAUUCCAUCUAAUCAUCCAAUAUUUGAGUAUCUUGUACACUGCCCUUCAUUCAAACAACCAUCUUUUCAUUCUUCUGAUCCUUCAAUUCCAUGGAGUGAAACAUAUCUAACACAAACUCUGAUUCCAAAAUUAUGCGAAGAAGUUUUUGAAUUUAGUAACAAUACCAACAACAAUAGUAACAUCAAUCAAAAAUCCAUCAAAAUCGGCAAAAAACUACCACCAACAAUAACAAUGAUAGCAAAGGGUCAUUUCCUAAACAGGAAAAUAUUUUCUUGUAAAUUAUGUUCAGAAAAUGUUUCUGAAUAUUCUUCAAGAAAAAAAUCUUGUGUGUUUAAUUUUAAUGAUAUAAAAAUACAUUUACAAUUAGAACAUGGUAUCACAUAUUCUUCUAAAAAAAAAUCUUUUGUUUUAAUAAAUUUUUUAGAAUUCGAUCAUUUUGCAAUCUGUUAA